Molecule: messenger RNA, 433 nt
Organism: Lepisosteus oculatus (spotted gar)
Lineage: Eukaryota; Metazoa; Chordata; Actinopteri; Semionotiformes; Lepisosteidae
Gene: rpl37
Product: ribosomal protein L37
Biological process (GO): translation
Cellular component (GO): cytosolic large ribosomal subunit; ribosome
Molecular function (GO): structural constituent of ribosome; RNA binding
Source: RefSeq, a predicted model, not a curated record
UUGAAAAAGUUGGUUCCGAGUUUCCACCGGAAGAAAACGGAAUUGAUUUAGUGGAACACCAGACUCUUUUCCGGUCUCUAUCGUGUCAGCCUCUGGAGGAAGAUGACGAAGGGAACAUCGUCAUUCGGGAAGCGUCGCAACAAGACGCACACACUGUGUCGCCGGUGUGGCUCCAAGGCCUAUCAUCUCCAGAAGUCCACUUGCGGAAAAUGUGGAUACCCAGCCAAGCGCAAGAGAAAGUACAACUGGAGUGCCAAGGCCAAGAGGCGCAAUACCACUGGAACAGGACGCAUGAGGCAUCUGAAGGUUGUGUACCGCAGGUUCAGAAACGGAUUCCGCGAGGGAACAACCCCAAAACCUAAAAGAGCUGCAGUAGCAGCUUCCAGCUCCAGUUAGACAGACUGUUUAAAAUAAAUAUGCUGUUUCAAAGUGA